AUGGCCGGCUCGCCGGUCGACUUUGAGAGCAGCUGCGGAGGAGGAGAGGCCCUUCUCCAGAUGAACGUCAAGGACGAGGAGCGCGAGAAGCUGGAAGCCGCCCGCAAAGCCUCGUCCCACGAUAUCCAUCGGCAGCAGAGCGCCGUCCAGCCCAACUUCAAGCAGGUACGAAAGCACGGCGAAGACGUCGUUUUCGCGUCGGAGCGGCGCGGGGUGGGCGGCUAUGUGCCCGGCAACUUCGACCCGUUCGACCCGCGCUUCCUCAACAAGGACGUCGCGCUGAAGGUCAGCAAGGAGCGCUUCAAGUGGCAGGACUCCCUUUCGCAGGUGAAGCUGAAGUUGACGAACACGGGCAAGGGGCUGCGCGUGUUCAAGGUGAGGUGCUCGGAUGCGUCGCUGUUCCGCUGCGAUCCUGCGUACGGGACGCUGGAUGCGGGCAAGCACUGCUUCCUCUGCAUCACUGUCACUAGGCCGCCGACGGACUGCUCGAAGAUCAAGGUGGAAUCCCUGCCCGUCGAGCCGGGUGAUCGUCGCGAGCCGAAGGAAAUGAUGGCCAACCGCGACCCCUCCAAGCUGCAGUACACCCACAUUGAGGUCCACCCAUCGACGGCGAUGGGCGCCGACCUGAGCCUG
Messenger RNA from Mesorhabditis spiculigera, 633 nucleotides. Lineage: Eukaryota; Metazoa; Nematoda; Chromadorea; Rhabditida; Rhabditidae. The record is from the annotation of a GenBank genome assembly.